AUGAAGGAGGACAAUUCUUCGAUUGCUGCUGUGAGUUUUCAUGAGGCCCCUAAAGGCCUGGCUGGAAUUUUGGCUUCGUUUGAAGACCUAUUCCAGAAACCCACCGAACUCCCACCAGGCCGGGACCAUGAUCACCAAAUCCUUUUGAAAGCAGGUACAGAACCAAUAUGCUUAAGAUCAUAUCGUUACCCUGCAUUACAAAAAACCGAAAUUGAGACAAUGGUGGAUGAAAUGCUGGAAAAAGGAAUCAUUCAACAUAGUCAUAGCGCUUUUGCCGCACCAGUUGUCUUAGUAAGAAAGAAAGAUCUAUCUUGGAGGUUGUGUAUUGACUAUCGCCAACUAAAUGCAGCUACAGUCAAGGACAAAUUUCCUAUUCCCAUCGAAGAGUUACUGGAGGAGCUUCAUGGUUCUAAAUUCUUCUCGAAACUCGACUUGCGUUCGGGCUAUCAUCAGAUUCGUAUGAAAACGGUGACUGCCACAAGACAGCAUUCCGCACACAUGAAGGAUUGUAUGAAUUCCUGCCGCACUUGGGAAGAUCACAUGCUGCAUGUUACUCAAAUUCUGGAGAUUCUAAGAACCAACACCCUGUUUCUCAACCGAGAAAAAUGUGAAUUUGGAUGUAUCCAGAUAGCAUAUUUGGGACAUAUCAUAAGUGAAGAGGGAGUAGCAGCUGACCCUGAAAAGCUGAAAGCUAUGGAAACCUGGCCACCUCCUACGACGAUUAAACAACUCAGAGGGUUCUUGGGUCUUACGGGAUAUUAUCGUCGAUUCAUUCGAAAAUAUGGAUUGAUAGCAAAACCAUUAACAGAUUUGCUAAAAAAGGGGAAUUUUAAUUGGACUGAAGAAGCAGGGCUGGCUUUUAAACACCUCAAGCAAUUGAUGAUGUCUCCUCCUGUUCUAGCAUUACCUAAUUUUGCUAUUCCCUUUGUAGUUGAAACAGACGCUAGCGGAAGUGGAAUUGGAGCAGUACUAAUGCAGGAAAACCGUCCUAUUGCAUUCAUAAGAGGUCCCUUCCAAGUGAUAACAGUCCUUCUUCAACUACAAUUUAAACGUGGCAAAGAUAAUGUAGUUGCGGAUGCUUUAUCUAGAAGGGGUAAUGAAGUGCAAUGUGCGGGUAUUUCAGUUUACCAUUCACCAGUCAUCCAGAGGAUUAAUCAAACAUGGGCCACUGAUCCUAAUCUAAUUAAGAUCAUCCAGGAAAUCCAGGAAAAUGAAGAAGUUCAUAAGGAAUUUACCUUCAUAGAUGGUACGUUGAGGAAAAAUGGUAAGGUGGUGGGCUAUGAUCCUGAGCUUCGAACGAUACUCAUUGCUGCAAUGCAUUCUAGCCCGACUGGUGGUCACUCAGGUACUCUUGUCACCUGUAAAAAACUGCAAUUGGCAUAUUAUUGGGCAGGAAUGACACGAGAUGUUAGGGAAUAUAUUCGAUCAUGCGAUGUUUGUCAAAGAAACAAAGGAGAAACACAGGCUCCGAAGGGUCUUCUACAACCGCUGCCUAUUCCUAAUAAAUUCUGGGAAUCAAUAUCUAUGGAUUUCAUAGAACACUUACCUAAAGUAGGGGGAAAAACAGUGAUUUUUGUGGUGGUUGAUCGCUUAUCCAAAAUGGCACACUUCGUGGGUUUACAUCAUCCUUUCACAGCUAAAAAGAUUGCAGAAGUAUUCUUGGACAACGUCUUCAAACUCCAUGGAAUGCCGCUAUCAAUAAUAAGUGACCGAGACAAAAUCUUUAUUAGCAUGUUCUGGCGAGAGUUCCUCAAAAUGCAGGGUGUGCAUCAAGCCCUUUCUUCAGCUUAUCACCCACAAUCUGAUGGUCAAACGGAAGUCGUCAAUCGCUGUCUGGGAACAUAUCUGCGUUGUAUGGCAGGACAACGCCCGAAUCAAUGGGAUCAAUGGCUUCCCCUUGCGGAAUGGUGGUACAACACUAACUUUCACUCAGCCACUCAGGAAAACAUAUCACAAACUUUCCCCCAAAUUCUUUGGCCAUUUCGUAUAACAGAACGAAUUGGGGAAGUAGCCUACAGGUUGGAUCUAGGGCAGGAAGCUAAAAUUCAUAAUGUUUUCCACAUAUCACAACUGAAAAGUUAUCAUGGAACACCGAACAGGAUUGAAGACAUACCUAGUUUGGUGGUUCCAGACUGUAUCCCGGAAGAAAUUCGAGCUGAAAAACACUUGAUGAAGGAAGGCACUCGGCGUCGUCAGUUGCUCGUUAAAUGGUCAGGCAAAGAAGAAGAAGAAAACUCCUGGGAGGAUGCUGAGACGUUGGCUAUGGAACACCCUGAGAAAAUCCUAGAAUGGGGGCAGACAAGGAAGAGGUCGGUGAGACUUCGUUGA
Messenger RNA from Impatiens glandulifera, 2328 nucleotides. RefSeq lists its product as uncharacterized. The record is from RefSeq and is a predicted model, not a curated record. Gene Ontology annotation, biological process: DNA integration. NCBI's taxonomy places the organism in Eukaryota, Viridiplantae, Streptophyta, Magnoliopsida, Ericales, Balsaminaceae. Gene Ontology annotation, molecular function: nucleic acid binding. The coding region runs from base 1 to 2328 and encodes 775 amino acids. The transcript has 4 exons.